Trichophyton benhamiae CBS 112371 is the source of this 348-nucleotide messenger RNA. RefSeq lists its product as uncharacterized. The record is from RefSeq and is a predicted model, not a curated record. The coding region runs from base 1 to 348 and encodes 115 amino acids. The transcript is spliced from 2 exons. NCBI's taxonomy places the organism in Eukaryota, Fungi, Ascomycota, Eurotiomycetes, Onygenales, Arthrodermataceae.
AUGGAGAAGCCCGUAGCAAAUGGACACCGUGAAAGGGGGAAAAAGAAAAGAAAGUGGCCAUGCAUAAGAACAGGGAAUCAUACUCUGGGAGAGGAACGACCAGAGAGAGGGAUACAGAGAGGCAGAGAGAGGCAGACGCAGAGAGGCAGAGGCCAAGGGAAGAAGCAGGAGGGAAAAAAAAAAAAAAAAAAAAAGCAAGCAGGGAAGAGGGCCAGCAAAAGAAAAGAGAGAGAGAGAGAGAGAGAAGAAGCAGAAGAAGAAGAAAAAGAAAGCAAGGAGACCGAGUGGGAGAGACGCUUUGCAAAAGAAAAAUAUCCAAUCGGGAAAGUAGAUCAAAAAUGCAAAUAA